UCCACACCUGUCUUGAUACAUCCACCUAUACAAGAAAAAGGAUUCAGUCUCUGGAUUAUGGCUCACCAGACUAAAUCAACUGUGAGGAAAAUGGUCAAGAAGUCUCUUGUUGCUGGGCUGGUGGUCUUGCUUGUGGCUGCAUUGGGUUUUUUCCUGGGUGUGUAUUUGGUGAUUGGAAAUAAGAGACUCACUGUAUCCUCGGACCACUUCUACUUGAAAGCAGCCGUGGCAGCAGAUGCCGGGAAGUGCUCUGAGGUUGGGAGGGACAUCUUAAAGCGCAAUGGUUCAGCGGUUGAUGCUUCCAUUGCUGCUCUGUUGUGUGUCGGACUGUUCAACGCACAUAGCAUGGGCAUCGGAGGAGGGCUGUUCUUCACCAUAUACAAUGCUUCAACAGGAAAGGUGGAGACAAUUGAUGCCAGAGAAACCGCUCCAAUGAAUGCUUCAGAGGACAUGUUUGGCAAUAACACCCAGCUGUCACGGAAAGGAGGGUUGUCCAUUGCCAUACCAGGGGAAAUCCGCGGUUAUGAGAUGGCGCACAAAAGACAUGGGAGACUUCCAUGGAAGGAACUGUUUAAGCCCAGUAUAGAAUUGGCACGCAAUGGUUUUCCAAUUGGCAGGACCUUGGCCAAUGCCAUUGCAAAAAACAAGGACACAAUUCUGAGUGAUGUGACGUUGUGUGAAGUGUUUUGUGACUCAGACAAAAGCCUCCUGAAGGAAAAUGAUAUCAUUAGAUUUCCCAAACUCGCUGACACCUAUGAGAAGAUAGCGGAAGAAGGGCCGGAUGUUUUUUACAGCGGAUCUAUGGCCCAGAAUAUAGUGGAUGAUAUCCAGGCUGCAGGAGGGAUUAUAACACUUGAGGACCUAAAGGAAUAUAAGCCAGUGUUGAAUGAGACUCCGCUGAAGUUAAAUGUGGGGGAGUACACAAUUAAUAUUCCUGAUGCUCCAUCCAGUGGACCUGUACUCGCUCUGAUUCUCAACAUAGUAGAUGGUUACAACUUCUCAGACAGCAGUGUGUCCACAGCAGAGAAGAAGACUUUGACAUAUCAUCGUAUCGUAGAGGCAUUUCGUUUUGCUUAUGCCAAGAGGAGUAAACUGGGAGACCCACGUUACCUCAACAUCACUGAUCUCAUCCAAAACAUGACCUCAGACUACUUUGCAGACAACAUUAGGAGUAAAAUCACAGAUGACACUACUCACCCAGACAACUACUACGAUCCGGAGUACUUUGUCCCCGAUGACCACGGCACGGCUCACCUGUCAGUCAUCGCAGAGGAUGGGAGCGCGGUGGCAGCCACCAGCACCAUCAACCUUUAUUUCGGCUCAAAGGUGAUGUCACGCUCAACUGGCAUUAUCUUUAAUGAUGAGAUGGAUGAUUUCAGCUCUCCUUACAUUACCAAUGGCUUUGGGGUUUCCCCUUCACCCAACAACUUCAUUCAGCCAGGUAAAAGACCUCUUUCAUCAAUGUGCCCCACGAUAAUAUUUGACAAACACCACAGAGUCAAAAUGGUAGUUGGGGCCUCAGGUGGGACGAAAAUCACCACGGCAACUGCUCUGGUGAUACUGAACUCGCUGUUCUUUAACUAUGACUUGAAGAAAGCGGUUACAGAGCCUAGAGUCCACAACCAACUCAACCCCAACAUGACAGUAGUGGAACAGGACUUUGAGCAGACUGUUCUUGAUGGCCUGGCUCAGAAGAAUCACGUAACAGAGCUGCAGAGGACGCCAGGAGCAGUAGUCCAGGCCAUUGUGCGACAAGGGGACAAACUCUGCGCCGAAUCUGACCCCAGGAAAGGCGGCUAUCCUGCGGGAUAUUGAACAGCACUCCUUCUCUCCCUUUUCAAUUUUUGUGGACCUUCAGUCAUUGGUGACUCAAUCAAGAACCAAGAAAAUCGAAUAUACACAUUGUAAGGCAGUAGUCCAAUGCACAAGGUUGCACAAAGACUCCCUGUAUUUAUUAACAGUUCUUUUUUCUUUUUGAUGGGAAAAUCUUUCAUUGGUAUCAACAGUGCCUAACUUUCAUAUUGAACGGUCUAUGAUAAUUCCAAGCUUGUUUAUUCUUUUUAAGGUGUAGAGAAAGAGAAUUGAUUAUCAGUAUGUGGGGGUCCUUUGGCCUGAUUCCAUUGUACGUUUUUUUUUUUUUUU
Messenger RNA from Sinocyclocheilus anshuiensis, 2142 nucleotides. It is a transcript of the gene ggt1a, whose product is annotated as gamma-glutamyltransferase 1a. The transcript has 13 exons. Lineage: Eukaryota; Metazoa; Chordata; Actinopteri; Cypriniformes; Cyprinidae. Gene Ontology annotation, molecular function: glutathione gamma-glutamate hydrolase. The record is from RefSeq and is a predicted model, not a curated record. Gene Ontology annotation, biological process: regulation of immune system process; peptide modification; regulation of inflammatory response. Bases 58 to 1815 code for a protein of 585 amino acids. Gene Ontology annotation, cellular component: plasma membrane.